CCAUCUCUAUCCACUAGAGCACUGCACUCCAGUGCUUACAUUCAAUAACCAGUCUAUACCGACCCAAUAGACCUCUGCUCUUACCAUUGAACUAUGCUGCUUCUCAGACUCGGAGAACAACAAGCCAUUCAUCAACCCAGGAGAGAUAAUAUUGACACUUUAAUUGACUCAUUUGGAUGCUGUGCAGUGCGGGCCAGAAUGUGCAGGCUUUGUGGAGAUCAUUCUUUUCUAUAUGCAGGCAGGUGACUGUGAUGCUGGCUGGUGCAUUCUAGAAUUGUUUUCUUUUCACUUCACUCUUCUGGUACAGACCAUUUACUGUUCCAAUGGUUUUUUUAAAGUGUGUCUCUCUCUUGUCUCUAGUUAAGUGACAUUUAACACUAGUAAACCAAAUGUUUCCAUGGCAACUAUGAGUCAGAGCAGCAGUAAUGAUGGCCCUGCUCUCUCUCUUUGUCUUCAAUUGCAAUGCAAACACAAUCCUUUGAGUUGUGAGGAAAAGUGUCUUCGCAAGUCCUGCAGAUUUUUUUUAAUGCUUUUUUAUUCUUUUUUUUUUUUUUUUUAAAGCAUCUGUCUGGUCUGCUGGAUGCAGGAUGAUGUGUUGGUUUCCAUAGCACUAUAGCACUCAGCCUUCACAUACAGUUCUUCAAAACCUCACGGUCGCCCUUCUGCAGGAUUUCAACAGGAAUAAUCCAGAAGGGCUUGGCUGUCCCGGCUGGAAGUGAUUUCCAGCAUGGGCCCCUCUGAUCCAUCCAACAGCUCUGAGGAGACAGAGACCAGCAGCACAGUGUCUACGAGAUGGCACAACAGGGACCUGGCCAGCGGUGGUGCGGGCUUCCGCAUCACAGACAUCACCAAGCUCCUGGGCGUGCAGAUCACCCUCAUUGCAGCCUAUUCACUUAUCAUCCUGCUGGGGCUCGUCGGCAACUCCUUGGUGAUUUACAUGAUCCUCAAGUACCAGAACAUGCGAACAGUCACCAACUACUUCAUUGCCAACCUGGCCCUGGCAGACCUCAUGGUGAACAGCCUCUGCCUGCCCUUCACGCUGGUGUACACCCUGCUGGAUGAGUGGAAAUUCGGAGCCGUUAUGUGCCACCUGGUGCCCUACUCCCAGGCCCUGAGUGUGCAUGUCUCCACCCUGACGCUCACGGUCAUUGCCCUGGAGAGGCACCACUGCAUCGUUUUCCACCUGGGCCAACGCAUCUCUGUACGGACCAGCUUUGCCGUCAUCUCUCUUACCUGGCUGGUGGCAGCCAUCCUCGCUGGACCCUUGGCCAUCUUCCGAGAGUACAGGUAUGAGGAAAUCCCCUCCAUCAACCUGAGGAUCGCGGUGUGCUCCGAGAAGUGGCCUCACGGGAACAACCGCGACGGCACCAUCUACAGCCUCUCUAUGCUCCUCCUGCAGUACGUCUUACCUCUGGGCAUCAUCAGCUAUGCCUACGUGCGCAUCUGGAUCAAGCUGAAGAACCAUGUAAGCCCCUGUAGCCGCAGUGACAGCCACUACCGCCGGAGAAAGACUACCGAGAUGCUGGUGAUGAUGGUGGUGGUCUUCGCGGUGUGCUGGCUGCCCUUCCACGUGUUCCAGCUGGCCAGUGACCUGGACCUGAUCAUGAGGUUUGAGGAGUACAAGCUCCUCUACACAGUGUUUCAUGUGAUCGCCAUGUGCUCCACCUUUGCCAACCCGCUGCUCUAUGGCUGGAUGAACAAGAAUUACCGCAACGGCUUUCUCAUGUUCUUCCGCUGCGAGCACAAGCCCGAGGCCAUCCACCUGGAGUGCUCAAUGCGGACCAGACUCAACACCUUCCGGACCGUGACACUGAAUGACAGUCACAAGUGGGGCGCCAGCAAAGGCCAGCCUCCCACAGCUGUUUAGGCUUUGUAAAGCUGAGGGAUCAGUGGCUUAAAACCUGGUUCCAGGUAACCGGGAGACCUAGUUUGAGGCAACUUUGCUGUAUCAAAUCCCAAGUCUCCCUUGGUGUGCCAUUCAGUGGCCUGAAACCUUAGUCUUUCUGAUGACAAAGAAAACAAAAGUUCAUGCUAGAAGCAUCUCAUUAUCAUAAUCAUCUCAUUUUCAAAGGGUGCUGAUUUGAAGAGUGAUGCACAAUGCUGAUUUGGUUCUGAAUUGCAGUUUUAUUUGAUGUGCCACUUGUUUUUUUUCAUCCAUUGAUUUCCCUUCUACUCUUUCUACUUCCAUCAUCCUGGCCCUUGGCAUUCUAUUAUAUUUUUUCCCAUUUGUUUUUUUUAAUCAAAUGUCUAUUUCUGUCUUUCUUUCUUCUUCCUUGGUAGGGCCAUUAGCAGUGAUGAACUGAGACAGUGCUAGGCAAUGGGUACCAGACAAGUUCCAGCUGACUCCAACACUGCCUUCAAUUGUUUCUAGAAAUCUAUGCUGCCCACCUUUUAUUGAUUUAGAUAGCUGUAUGGAUUUGGUUAUUUGUCAUUCUGCUCGCCUCUGAUCCCUGCCUAGCUCUGAUCUUCUUCCAAGUAUUCCAGAUGUGUUAACCUCUCCUGGGGUGAUGUUCCUGAAGCAGGCAUGUGGGGCUGAGACGAGCCUAUGCCAUGGCCUUACCUGUUUCCACAGCCAGGCACCAGAUAAUCUCAUCUAGGACACAGUCUAUUCAUCCUUUGGCUGGUUCUUCUGAUGGGAUGGUUUCUCACUUUACUCAUCGACAAGCUGACUAACAGAAGAACCAGAGAAUAUUCUGAAAGGAAACAAAAAAAAUUAAAUGGACCAGAAAAAAACAAAAAGGACCACAGAUGUACAAGUUGUUUCAUGCUCAGACAAAUAACCCCAAAGUGUGAUAGCACUGUUCUCAGAUUAAUUUUCAUAGUGCUAAAAUAGGGGUUGUGGUUUAGUUACACUCUGCAGUCAGCAGUCAUGCAAAAGCUAUUAGCAUCUGUUAUACCUCCCCUGCUUGACAGCACAAUUAUCAUUAUACCACACAAAUUCCAAAUUGUAAACUAAAAACUAAAUGCAUUUGUUUGUGUAAGUAAA
Polyodon spathula (Mississippi paddlefish) is the source of this 2986-nucleotide messenger RNA. Its product is annotated as neuropeptide Y receptor type 2-like. The record is from RefSeq and is a predicted model, not a curated record. The coding region runs from base 728 to 1867 and encodes 379 amino acids. Gene Ontology annotation, biological process: G protein-coupled receptor signaling pathway. NCBI's taxonomy places the organism in Eukaryota, Metazoa, Chordata, Actinopteri, Acipenseriformes, Polyodontidae. The transcript is spliced from 2 exons. Gene Ontology annotation, molecular function: neuropeptide Y receptor activity. Gene Ontology annotation, cellular component: membrane.